AUGACCGAAAGUAAUAAACAAUUACAAUAUGAAGAAUUGUCUUUAUUAAUCUCCAUGUUUAACGAUAAUGAAUUUAAGUGGGUUGGCAAUCAAGACCAAUUGGAACAUUGGAAGUCUGCAUUAGAUAAGUUUAUGUCAAUUCAUGAUGUUUCUGGCUUAGAUGUUUCUCCCUUUCGAUUUCGAAUUUUACUGGAUAUGGGUGAAAAUUGGUUCAACGUGUUUCUACCUUGUCGAUAUCCAGAAAUUAGACCAGAAUGUUAUUUUUCAUCUGACACAGUCACUAAACUAACGUGGACUGAAAUAAAUCAGGAAAUUGAAAAUAAGCUGAAUGAAAGAUGUGAUGGCGGUUGGUGUCGAUUUUCUAUUCUGUUUAGAACGUUCGGUGUAACAUUGAAUCACCAUCAUAUAAAAUCAUUCUUGCAGCAACGGGAUAUUGCAGAAACAUCAAUCCCUGAGCUUCCUCAAAUUGAUGAAAAAAAGGAAUGCUCGUUUAAAAUUUGUCGAAUUUUGAUAUGGACACAUCAUUUAUUAUCAUUUGAAAAGAGAAAGUGUAUAUGUCGAUGGGCUAAUGAAUUAGGAAUAUGGGGGUUUUCAAAACCUGGAUACCCCGGAAUAAUUAUUGUGGAAGGAUUAUAUGAUAAUGUUCAAGAUUACAUUUCUAGAUUAAAGAGUUUAAGAUGGCAAGCGAUUACUAUCCUUUCGGAAGAGUCUGAAGUAAUCUAUAACUUACCAUUGCAUGAUCAUGAUAAAUUUAUAAAAAUAAGACUGGGACGUAUUAAACCUGGAGUCUCUGAAUUUGAGUGCAUGUCAGAAAUUUCUUCAAAAAUGAAAGAGGCAGGAUUGGAAGAAAUGUUUCUGUCAGCUAUGAAGAUUAAUAAAAAAUCAGACAAAUCAUUAACAUAA
Messenger RNA from Cetraspora pellucida, 903 nucleotides. Lineage: Eukaryota; Fungi; Glomeromycota; Glomeromycetes; Diversisporales; Gigasporaceae. The record is from the annotation of a GenBank genome assembly.